Sabethes cyaneus is the source of this 875-nucleotide messenger RNA. It is a transcript of the gene mRpL9, whose product is annotated as 39S ribosomal protein L9, mitochondrial. The coding region runs from base 57 to 809 and encodes 250 amino acids. NCBI's taxonomy places the organism in Eukaryota, Metazoa, Arthropoda, Insecta, Diptera, Culicidae. Gene Ontology annotation, molecular function: structural constituent of ribosome. The transcript has 3 exons. Gene Ontology annotation, cellular component: mitochondrion; ribosome. The record is from RefSeq and is a predicted model, not a curated record. Gene Ontology annotation, biological process: translation.
UAUUUUUUAUUGGUUCGGUUGUUUUUCACGAUUUGCACGUGAAUUUCCAGCAUAAAAUGCUUGCCAGUUUAUCAGCGGCGUUUUCCGGGGUUUCCCUUUGUACGGCCGGCCGAGUGCUCAGCCAGCAGACUCGGAACACCUUCAUCCUGAAGCGGCGCACUCCACCGAAACUGCACAAAAAAAACGAAAAGCCGGGCAAACUACGCGGUCGGCACUUUGUCUACGACCUGGUGGAGGAUACCAACAUCAAGAAGAAACCGAACCUGGAGGUUGUCCUAACAACCUUCGUGGAAGGCAUCGGUUCCAAGGGGGAAGUUGUGUCACUUAAACCGCGAAUAGCCUACAAUCAGCUGCUGCUGCCCGGGUUGGGUGUGUACAAAACACCCGAAUCGAUGGCCAAGUAUGCCGUUGCCGAAACGGACGAACAGAAGGAGCAGCACAGUUCGGCACACGCUCAACGGACUGUCAACAAACUGGAAAGUAUCGUUCUGGCCGUCGUCAUGAACAAAGACCAUCCGUGGGUUCUGGAGCGGUGGCACAUUAAGGCGUCCCUCCGCAAGGCCGGCUACUACGUUCCGGAGGAAGCAAUCGCCAUACCGGAGCAACCCAUUGCCGGACCGGAUCUGCUAAAGCAAAACAAAGAGUUUAUCUGCACGAUAACGGUGAAUAAUCUGGAAAAGGCACGCCUGCGCUGUCGCAUUCACCACUGGAGUACGGAACCGAGCGAACGGCUACCGUACGUUACCGACCACUGGCUACAGCCGGCUGAACCGUUGUUUGGCGAGCCGGUGGAACCGAAAGCGAGUUGAAUUCGCGGUUAGAUAAAGAAUAAUUAGUAGAUGUUUUAUUGUUAGGUGGCAAUAAACGUUUUUUGA